UGCGUAUCUAUACAGGUGCAUAUACACAUUGAAUGUGUGUAUAUUUAUGCAUACACAGAGGAUAUGUUUGUAUGCACAUAUGUGUGUCAUACUCAUACUGUAUCACUCAACUACUUUUCAACUAUACAAUGGGAUGUAUCAUCAUUUGUUUGAGCCUUAUUUGUUAACCUUCCAACAAAACUAUUUAUACAUUUGGUGUAUCUGAAAUUUUGAAUUAGUAGCUCUUUUUUUGGGCAAAUUUCACCAAUGGUACCUGUAGUUUCUUCUGAGUUUUAUUUUGGUCCCUCUCAUUUCAAUUGCAACACAUUUGCUCUUGAAUUUUUAACUUUGUGUCAAAUGAGUCAAAUUGAAAACUGCCAUCCAAAUUUUAGAUGGAAAAUGAUGACACGUGACCAAUUUUCACGGGUAAUGUAGUCAUUCAUCCUUUCUUCUUCUAAUUCAGUCCACUGACUCGAGUUUUCUCAAUCUCAGUCAACUCACUACAUACCACUUAACCCAUCCUCCAGUCCACACCCACCACCCUAUCAGCAGCAUCCCACUUUCUUCCACCACCAACGAUUGUAGUUAGUUAAGGGAACUCACAAAAUAAAUACAAAUGACCAAUUGAUUAUCAAAUUCAUCAAUUAUGUGUAAAGUACAUGAACAAUUGCAGUCUUCUCUGUGCAGUGUGUGACAAACAGAGAAGAAAGGAGGGGGUGACAAAUUUAAUUGAUAGAGGAACUGGUGGUUGGCGGCAAAUGGGGAGGAAGAGAUGAUAGUGGUGGCGAUGUCGAUUGUCGUCACAAGACCUGGUAGUGAUUGUCAUUGCCAGAAUUGGUAGUGGUGCCGCUGCUUCAAUUUUUCAUCACUUGGCUGUGGUGCCAGAAUUGUGGUGGUGGUUGAAGCUUUUUCUCUCAUCUUCCCUUUUCUCUCUCUUCUCCCUCAUAUCUUCUUUUCCUUCUUCAUUUUAUUUCCUUUCUCUGCUAUGAUAUAUAUAUAUAUAUCACAUAACAUAACAACAUAUAUCAAUGCAUUAAGGAAUGAAAUAUCCAUUCUGGCCUUUCAUAUUGGUGACAUGUAUAACAUGUGAGUUGUUUUUGAUAGAAAAUGUAACGGCCAUUUCGAAUUGGAUUCAUUUGAAACAAAAUUAAAAAUUCAAGGGCAAAUGUGUUGCAAUUGAAAUAAGAGGGACCAAAAUGAAACUCAGAAGAAACUACAGGGAUCAUUGGUGAAAUUUACCCCCCUUCUGUUGUGUGUGUGUGUGUGUGUAGUUUUUGGAACUUAAAAGUGUGUAGCUUCUUUUUGCCUUUUGGUUAGCGUAUGCAUAUGGGUGGGUGGCAUCCCUUCUAAUGCCUUUUUUAACAAACUUAUUUUAUUGAACAAGAAAACUUUUUGUUCAUUAGGCGUAAGAAUUGUUCUUGGAUAUACAAGGCUUUUUUGUAACAUUUUGGCUAUGGUCCUUCUUGGCAAAUGGUUAUGGAGAUUUUCACUUGAGAGUGAUUCACUAUGGCAUUCGAUUAUUAGAAGCAAGUAUGGGACUCAAGACAAUGGUAGGUAUUCACGGGUGGUUUUGAGGGGUAAUUGUCGUGCUCCUUGGAAAUCAAUUUCUCAUAUCUAUACAUGUUGGUCUCGUCAUCUUUCUGUAAGGGUGGGCAAUGGGGAACUUGUUCAUUUUUGGGAGGAUGUUUGGAUGGGUCAAUCUUCUUUUGCUUUUGAUUUUCCACGUCUCUAUAGAGUGGCUUGAUCUCAUAAUUCUUCUAUUGCUUCCAUGGCCUGUUCACUUUUGGCUUCCAUUUCUUGGAAUUUUGUUUUUUCUAGGAAUUUUAAUGAUAGGGAGGCUUCACAGUUACCAUCUUUGUUGUCUAGAAUCGACAAUUUUUCUUUGGCUCCUCUUUUGGAGGACUAGAGGGUUUGGGCUCUUCAUUCAUCUGGGAUAUUUUCUUGUAAGUCUUUUUUUGAUAAAAUCAUCGUUACUCCUCAUGUUCCUCAGUUUCCUUUUUGCAAAAGAAUUUGGAAUACUUGUGUUCCUCUAAAGAUGAAGGUAUUCAUGUGGGCCUUGGUUCAUGGAGGUAUUUUGACAAAUGAUACAUUGCAGAAACAGAGAGCUAAUCGCUUUCUAAAUCCUUAGUGGUGCAUUCUGUGUUGUAAGAAUGGAGAAUUCGUGGAUCAUUUAUUUCUACAUUGCCCAAUUGAUUUAAAUUUAUGGCACAAAUUGUUUUUAUUAGGGAAUGUUAUGUGGGUAGCCCCAAAAGGGAGUGCGCGUAUGCUCCAAGUUGACUUCCGCGCUUUCGAAGGAUCGAAGAGAGCCACAAUGCUAUGGUCUUGUGCGGUCUUUGCAACUUUUUGGGUUCUAUGGAUGGAAAGAAAUGCCAGGGUGUCUGAAGAUAAGUUCCGGGAGGUGGACUGUUUGUGGGAUAGUGUUUGCCACUUAACUUCUUUUUGGGUUUCGGGGAAUCCUCUAUUUAAAGGGUUUCCAUUUUUUUUGUUAGCUAGAGAUUUGUUGACGGUGAGUGAUAUGUAGGCUUUUGCUUAAGAGUAUCUUGUUAGGGUUUUGCUUUGUGUUUUCUCCUUUUCUUUUGUUAGAGGAUGCCUCAUCCUCGCUUACUUUUUUGAUUCAUCAAUAAAGUCCUUUGUUGUUGACCAAAAAAAAAAAAAAAAAAGAACUUAAGUAAAAUAUAUUCUUCAGUCAACCCGUUCGAUCUUCAGACUGAUAGAACUGACUGAACUAGAAACUUUUUCUGAUUUGAUGAUCACUCUGAUUCUCACAACAUGCUGUACAACAUUAUUAGUCCAAUCACCCUCACACUCUCUUUUCCUAUGGUUCAACCAAUACCGGCAUGCCUUCACUUUUAUGUGAUGAGAUAGAAAGUGCAUCUACACAUUUUCGUACAUUAGAACAAAGAUUCUUCUUAUAAAUAUCCUUUCUUUGUGCCUGAGAUUCUUGUUAGUUUAUGUUGUUUAUUCUUUUUUCAUUAUUUUGUAUUGGGGGAAAUUAUAAAUUCUCUAUAUAUAUGUCUCUGACAAUGAUUAAUCUAUGAUGUCUUCAGUUUGUUGACCAAUGUGGAACUGUGCAUGAUAUAAGAAAGGCAUGGAAUCGCCACAUUAAAUUGUUUCCACAUUUGGUAAGGACUUCCUCAUUAGAUAAACUCCCCACUUCAGGUAAUCAACUGUUGGAUAUGUUUAUGGAAGCAAAACAAAGGAGCCCUUUUCCAUUGUCUGAUCAGCCAUCUGGAGGCCAUAAUUCUGACAAUCAUACCGAGCUCCAAAUGCAAGAGCUCACAGAUCAUUUUCAACCAGAAGACAAAGACAACAGUGCCCAGGAGAGAUUGCAACAGUUAUCUCCCAAAAUUGCAGAGCAGUCCGUGGAAGAUGAUGCAUCUGGAGUAAAUAAAUUAACCCAUGAUUCAGUACAUCAGUCUGGAGAUGAUACAUCUGGACAUAUGGAAUCAACUCCUUAUUUAGUACAUCAGUCUAGAGAAGAUGCAUAUGGACCAGUGGAGUCAACUCAUAAUUUAGGACACAAAUCUGGAGAAGAUGCAAAUAUACCGAUGGAAUCAACUCAUGGUUUAGCACACCAACCUGGAGAAGAUGCAUCAGGACCAAUUGUGCCAACACAAGAAUGUUCUGAUUCCAUCAAUGUUCAGCAACAAGAAGAACAAAAACAAAGCCAUGAGCCUGAACAGCAUCUGAAGCUGCUUUCUUUAGACAGUCUUUCCUUGAAUUCUCAGGAGAAGGAAUAUGGGGAUUCAACACUCAUAUCUUCGUACAAGCAUCAAGCUCUUAUAUCCAAUAGAAUAUCAGUGAAUCGUCGGAAUGCUAAUGGGAGCCCUUCUGUAGUCAGCCGAGGAAGCAAUCGAUCUGCUGAUUCUGCUCAAAUCCAAAAGGAAUCAGUAAAUCCCUCAUCUUUGGCUAGUCGUCAGAAUCUUUUACCAGAACAAGCACAGACACAGCCUCAUGUGCCUACAGAUGAUGCUGUAAACUGGCAUCAAAGCAACAGCAACACAGUUCAAGCUUCUGGAGAUGCAAGAUCUGGGUUUCAUGGGGAUUCACAAGAGCAACAGAAUCAACAAUGGCAAGUUCCUCCACAGCAACAAAUCCAAUCACAAGUUCAGCAAGCCAUCCAAUCACAAAACCAGCAGGGAUUUGUAUCGGUACACCAAUCACAACCAUCUUCUUCCCUAGCUGCUUCUCGGCAUCAAGUGCAGGUGCCUCAGUUCUCUAUGCAAAGUGGUGGGCAGUUUGGGCAUGCACCUUAUAAUGAAGCAGCAUACAAUCAGAUAAUGGAAAACUAUUUCCGACAGCAGCAGCUGAUUGUUCAACAACACUACGAGCAGCAACAACAAUUUAUGCAGCAGUUGCAACAGCAAGUUCAGCAGCAACCCCAUCAACAGCAACAGCAGGAAGCUUACGUACAGAAGCAACAACAGCUGGCACAGCUGUACUAUCAACAGUGUCCUCAGCUGCAUGAACAACAAGCUCAGUUGAUGCAGCAGCAGCUUCUGCAUGCUCAGCAGCAGCAAGAUCAACUAUAUCAUCAGUAUAUGCAGCUGCAGCAACAGCACCCAAUGCAACAGCAACAAGGAUAUCAGCAACUGCAACAGCACCACCAACUGCAACAGCAACAAGGACAGCCGUCCCAGCAACAGAUUACUUCAACACAGAUUCCGACAUGGAACAGGAGCUACUAUCAAGAGGGCCAACAGGUUAUACCAUUGCAUGGUGCAAGUUCAUCUGGAACCACUGAAUCUCCACAUCCCCAACAACAAUCUCAAGGCAUAACACCAGCACAUCGUGCAGAUGGAUCUGGAACUUCUGUAUCUCCACAUCGCCAGCAGCAAUCUCCCCAUGGAGCUACACCACCACAUAGUGCAGGUGCAUCUGGACCUACCACGUCUCCCUGUAACCAUCAGUAAUCACCUGUAAAUGAUUUUUCUUUUAUUCCUUUUAAGUCCAGUGGAGGAUUUCCCUUGCUAGAGAGAAAACUUGGAUUGUGUUUAAUUGAACACAAGGGGAACUGAAAAAUUUUGAAUGAUGACAAGAGUCUCAUUUGGGAAGCCUACUGUAAAUCUUACAUGUCAGAACAGUUUGUCUCAAGGGUGGUUAUUUUGCAUAGGUCAUGUUUGUUGGUGUGGUUGACAACUAAGAGUACUGAUUUCAGGGCAUUGGAUUUUUUAUGAACAAGGAACUUUCUAGCAAACUUUGAAUGAUUCUUUGCUCAGAUAUGGUCCGGCUUGUGUGGCAUUGCAUUUUGUAGGGACACUCGGUUUGGUGUAUGGGGUUUUUGUUAGUCACUUUGUUCUAGGCUGGCUUGGUAGGUUCAGGUGUUUGUUUCAGUCUGCUCUUUAUCUCUAUUUUGAUAUGUCUAGUUCUUAGCGUCUCCCAAUUUUAUUUAUUUUAGGAAUAACAAUGAUUUGAAUUCAAAGGGACCUUGAACUCUGUUUAUUUGUUCGAAUGACCAUUAGAUAUGAAGUUUUAGAGCUUGUAAA
Molecule: messenger RNA, 5465 nt
Organism: Camellia sinensis
Lineage: Eukaryota; Viridiplantae; Streptophyta; Magnoliopsida; Ericales; Theaceae
Source: RefSeq, a predicted model, not a curated record